AUGGCAGACACACCUCUUCGCGGGACUGGAGUGCGCUAUGCACCUACGCCGCUCCACCCUACAGCGCGCGGCAAUAUUCGAACGAACUUCAAGAGCUUUCACGAGGUCGCAACCGUGGUCGUUGGCGGACAGCACGCGCCAGACUCAUUAACACGUGGCCAAGGACAAACAACCUACAAAAUCCACAAGGAUCUUCUGACAGCCGAGUCACCUUUCUUCUCAGCUGCCCUCAAUGGUGCCUUUGCCGAAGGCCUUGAUCAAACUGUGCAUCUUCCCGAAGAGAAGCCAGAAAUCUUCGAAUGGUUCUUGUGGUGGCUGUAUACGGGUUCACUUACCACGCCCACAUCCACAAACUGCAGUGUUGAACCGAGACAUCACCGGCUACGCGCCGUGGAUGCCAUGACCGGGUUUCCAGGUCAUGGAAUGCCACAACACGUCACGCAUACGGAUGGAGACCUGCGCAAUUCGGCCGGCUCUCCCAAGUACUUCCUACUGCUCGAUCUGUAUGCUCUGUCGGACAAGCUCAUGACAACUACACUCUGCAAUCACAUUAUCGACACGAUAGCAAGACUGUCAGAGAGCACUAACUCUGUACCCACCCCAUCAGACACAUGGAUUGUUUACGAUACGAUCCGUGACAACGCCCCAAUGCGCAAGCUAAUUCUCGAUCUAUUCGCAUACAAGAAAACAGACAAGUUGCUCGAGAGCCACAAAGACGAAUGGCACCCGCGCUUUCUCCGAGAACUGGUCGUCAAGCUCAAGCGACCUGGUCUCGAAUCAUUGGACAGACACUCAUUGGCACCAUGGCGCCCCAUCAGCUGGCAGAAGACUAAAGCAUGUGAAACUUGUAGGGAAAUACUUACGCCCAACAUCAGCUGCGAGAAAUGCGAGAUUUGCGAACGAGCUUUCUGCUGUGGAUGUGCUGGUGCUGGCAGGACGCCUGGGCUUGGAGGAGAUGUGGGAGCUUGCAAGCCGUGGUUGAAGGGUAUGUGCUCGAGAUACCACGAGCAUGCGCCUGGAGAGGAAGGAAUGCAGAAAUGCUGA
This is a messenger RNA of Aureobasidium melanogenum CBS 110374, 1044 nucleotides long. RefSeq lists its product as uncharacterized. The transcript has a single exon. Gene Ontology annotation, molecular function: protein binding. Bases 1 to 1044 code for a protein of 347 amino acids. NCBI's taxonomy places the organism in Eukaryota, Fungi, Ascomycota, Dothideomycetes, Dothideales, Saccotheciaceae. The record is from RefSeq and is a predicted model, not a curated record.